AUGUGUAAAUCAAAGCUUCACAGUGGGAUGGGCUUUAGGAACCUUGAGGCUUUCAACUUGGCAAUGCUAGCCAAGCAAGGUUGGAGAAUGUUGUCAAACCCAAGCUCUCUUGUUGCUCGAGUAUUCAAGGCAAGGUACUUCCCUCAUGAUGAGAUACUUAAUUCUAAGAAGGGAACCAGCCCCUCUUAUGCUUGGAGAAGAAUCCAUAUUAGCCUUGAUGUGCUAAGGAAGGAGACAAGGUGGAGAGUGGGCAAUGGUAGAAGAAUCCAUAUUUGGGAGGACAAGUGGCUACCAACUCCAACAACCUACAAAGUGACCUCCCUUCCAACAGACUUUGAGGAUUUCCCUAUGGUUGUUUCUCUUAUUGAUUUGGAUACCAGAUGGUGGAAAGCAGACACGGUCCUUGCAGCCCCUUUCACAGCAAAAGUGACUAAAGCUCUCACUUUGCUCCAUGGUGCUUUAUUUGCCUCGGAAAUGGAGGUUUUCCAUGCAAUCUUUGAGUUAGAUGCCCUCUCUCUCAUCCAAUCAAUUAACUUAGGGGCUGUGGGAGGUUCUUUACCAUCAAAAGUUGGAAACCUGAAACUUCUUGUUGCACUAGACGUUUCAUACAACAAACUUUUCACUAAGAUUCCAGACCAGCUAGGGGACUGUUUGUCCUUAGAAACACUUUAUAUGCAAGGAAACUUCUUUGAAGGAACCAUUCCUGACCUAAGAAAGCUAAAAGGUAUUCAAUAUCUUGAUCUUUCCCACAGCAUCUUGUCUGGCCAAAUCCCAAGCUAUAUGGUUAAUUUUCCCAUGUUGCAAAAUUUAAACCUAUCUUUCAACAAUCUUGAGGGAGAGGUACAUGUAAAAGGGGUCUUCAGAAAUGCUAGCGCAGUUGAAGUCUAUGGUAACAGUGCUCUUUGUGGGGGCAUCCAAGAGCUGCAUAUGCAAGCAUGCCCCAGUCAAGGAUCCAAGAAACAUAGAAAGCAUGUUGCUUUUAAGUUGAUACUGGCAAUAAGCAUUGCAGCUGCUUUCUGCUUAACAUCAAUCUCUUUAUUUACUCUUUCCUGGUUGAGAAAGUUGAAGAAGAAAUGCCUUUCCAUUUCCUCCUUUGGACGCACCUACCAAAAGAUUUCUUAUGAAGAAUUACUCAAUGCAACCGAUGGAUUCUCUUUGAGGAAUUUGAUUGGUUCAGGUAAUUUUGGUAGUGUCUACAAAGGAAAACUUAGUCUAGAUGAACCAACUGUUGCAGUCAAGGUACUCAACCUUCAAAAGCAAGGAGCUUCCAAGACCUUCAUUGCUGAAUGCGAGGCCUUGAGGAACAUACUGCAUCGAAAUCUUGUUAAGAUUGUGACCACUUGUUUGAGUAUUGAUUUUGGGGGCAAAGAUUAUAAAGCUUUAGUGUAUGAGUUCAUGCCAAAUGGGAGCUUGGAGAUGUGGUUACAUCCUGAAGAUGGGCUCAGCCAACUGAGAAAUUUAAAUCUUCUCCAGAGAAUGAAAAUUGCAAUGGAUGUGGCUUCAGCUUUGCUUUAUCGUCAUCACCACUGCCAAACUCCUAUCAUUCACUGUGAUCUUAAGCCAAGCAAUAUUCUUCUCAAUGAUGAUUUGACUGCUCAUAAUACGGAAUGGGUAGUUAGCUUUCAACUAAUGGGGAUGUAUACAGCUUUGGGAUUUUCUUGUUGGAAACGUUCACUGGAAGACAACCCCACUGACGAACUAUUCAAAGAUGACUUGAACCUUCACAACUUUGUCAAGUUGGCAUUGCCAGGACGAGCGAUGGAGAUUCUGGACCAAUCAGUUUUCAACAAAGCAGGAGAAAAUAAGAAUAUAUUUACAUGUCGGAGUGACUGGACAUGCGAACAUACUGAAUGCUUGAUAUUGGUCUUUCAAAUUGGACUUGCAUGUUUAGUAGAAUCUCUAGGAGAUAGAACAGAGAUGAGAAGAGUUGCCUUGGAAUUGCUUUCAAUCAAAGGUAAAUUCCUUUCGACUAAAACUCAUGAAAUGAAAAUCCAAAGCUCCGUCAACAAGUAA
Molecule: messenger RNA, 2013 nt
Organism: Quercus lobata
Lineage: Eukaryota; Viridiplantae; Streptophyta; Magnoliopsida; Fagales; Fagaceae
Product: putative receptor-like protein kinase At3g47110
Exons: 4
Coding region: 1-2013 (670 amino acids)
Biological process (GO): protein phosphorylation
Molecular function (GO): protein kinase activity; ATP binding
Source: RefSeq, a predicted model, not a curated record